AAUAUCCCACUCAGCAUCUCCAAAAACACCACAACCUCAACUUCUCAGCCUCACCAAUUUCACUUGUUUGAUUUCUCACAGACACAAUUCACACAAUCAUGUUCCUUUGAGAAUUAACCAGCACAAGCACAACAGAUAUCGGGUCUGUCUUAGUUUGACACCUGGCGAAAUUCCGCUUCAAAAGGUCUAUUUCGAGAGAAAUAUUCUUGGAGCUUUGAAGAACUGCAGCAUCAACAUAACAACAAUUCUGGCCAAAUUUGUAGCCAUAUCUUCAUCUUCACCAACUAUAGCAGUCCUUGGUCCUUGGUUUUCUGGUUCACAGUUUGGUUUGGACAGGCUACUAUCUCUUAUCCUGAGCCUUCCCACUGAUUAUGGUUAACUUCUGUUUCACUCUUCUCCAGUGAUUUUCCAUACUCUCAAACAACCUCUUUGUUGUUGCUAAACUCUCACUAAGCAGAGAUGUGAGCGGCAAUAGGAUUGUAUGUAAACUACUAUUAAGUUUAAAAGCGCAACGAAGAUUGAAUAAAAAGGAUUUGGAACAAGCUUUAUCUUCUGCGAUGGCUAUGUGUAGGUGUGUCUCUGUUUUGAUUGGGAGGGAGGAGAAAAGCAAGGGUCCUGAACGAUCUUCAAAACGGGGCCUUAAAACUCCACUUGCCAAACUACAACAUCCAAAGUGUUCAUCAGAGAGUCGUGAUUUGAAGCCAGCCAUUCUUGAUGUUACAGUAACCUGCGGUAUCCAGAAGAAUUCAAGGUGCCAUGUGAGGGUUAUGAGUUUUGAUAGUCCAUUGAAGAAUGAAGCGGAGGAAGCUUAUGAAGGGGAAGAUGAGCAUGAAGAUUCCCCCUCCAUCAAGAGGGAGCUCUCUGAUUUUGAUCUCCAAGCCCAUGAAGCUGUUGCAAGCGAAGGAGGAUAUGAUCCAACAGAUAAAGAGAUAAAAAAUCCCAGUUUAUAUGAAAACCAAUCCAACAUUCCAUUGGGAGACAAAAACGAUAAGUACAACAAAAAGAGUGUUGAUGUAAUCCAAAGUGGACAUGUCAGUGAUCCUGGGAUUGGAAAGACUGAAUUCUGGGCUUCUCCAAAGCUCGAGAGAUCCUGCUCUAACCUGGAAAGAAGGGAUCUACUUAGGAAUACAGCUCAUCAUUUUCCAUCUUCAAAGUCACAGUCUUUUGAGGAUUUGGAGGAAUUAUCAGCAAAACACAUGGUUAAUCUAGAAAGCCCCAGGUCUGUGAUGACUCACUGCAGUGCUAAUAGAGUGCUGUUGAAAAGGCAUUCCUCAAGUCAAGUUCUCCCUUCUGGAAGUAAAACAUUGUGGUGGAAGUUGUUCCUAUGGAGCCACAGGAACAUACAUAGACCUCGGUUACAUCCAGCAAGUGCUGUUUUAAAUAGUCAAUGCGGGUACUCUUCAGACACCCUUGAACCAAAACAAGGUAAGGCAUUGAGACAUGUGGAAUUACCCUCACCCGGGUCAUCUUCUGGGGAACACUUUCACAAAGGCUGCAAUGAAAAAAAUAAUGAUAACCAAAGGUGGAGCAGAUUUCACAAAGAAAACUUUGGUUUUUGGCCACAAAACCAAUGGGUAGCUUUCUCGACAGAAUCAUCCUCCUUUACCAGAGUGAACGAGUGGGUGAAAGAUCUCGGAAUUCAGCAGCCACCUCCCCAGGAUGAUUUUGAUGAUAACAAUAUUGGAAACAUUGUCUUCCCACCUUCUCCUGACGUUGGUAGAUCAUUGGCAAGAAGCACAGCUCAGUUGGUUCGACAUCAAGGUGCCAAUAUUUCAAAGGAGAUUUUGAAUGCCAAUAGCGUGGUCCAGUCUCUGAAUCCAGCCUCAACUGCAGCUCAUAUAUCAGGAAUUGGUAUAAAAGUCAUCCCUGCAAUUUCACACUUCUCCUGUCUCCGCUCUGUCAAUUUGUCAAGCAAUUUCAUAGCUCACAUCACUCCUGGAUUUCUCCCAAAGGGUAUUCACACACUUAAUUUGUCAAGAAACAAGAUUAGCACCAUUGAGGGCCUUAGAGAAUUAACUCGGUUGAGGAUACUUGACCUAAGUUACAAUCGCAUCUCAAGAAUUGGACAAGGGUUAUCAAAUUGUACACUAGUCAAAGAGCUAUAUCUUGCUGGAAACAAGAUAAGUGAUGUUGAGGGGCAACACAGGUUAUUGAAGCUAACAGUUCUGGACUUGAGCUUUAACAAGAUCACAACAACAAAGGCAUUAGGCCAGCUUGUGGCUAACUACAACUCACUUCUGGCGCUGAAUCUGCUUGGCAAUCCAAUUCAAAGCAACAUCAGCGAUGAUCAGCUGCGAAAAGCAGUUUGUGGUCUUCUUCCAAAGCUUGUGUACCUGAACAAGCAACCUAUCAAGCCUCAAAGGGCACGAGAAAUACUCACUGAUAGUGUUGCCAAAGCUGCACUUGGGGAUAGCACCCGGAGCUCCUACAAAAAAGUACUAAAGAAAGGUGGCCAAGGAGGAUCAAAUUCCUCCAGUGUGCAUAGAAGCAGUGCUAGUGUUGCCCAGAAAGGUCUCAUGUAGAAUCUCCCCUUGUAGGAUUCCUCUUCACGAACAGCUCACCUCAGCGCCGCAGCACGAACAACCUCCUUGAAGCUGGACUGUGGCAGAUCUUCCAAACUAUCUCUCGAGGAGGAAGGGGAAGUGUGUGGGCACUGAUUAGAUAGAUUCUGAGCUUGCCUCUUUUUCACAAAAAAGACCUCUACAGCUGAUGACUUAAGAGGUACUAUUUAUAUGGGUUCCAAGAAACCCUAGUUCAUUGGACUCUAGGUUCCUUGGGCUCUUCUCAUACUAAUAACCCAUUUGGGCUUUAGUAAAAGAGCAAACCCAACAAUCUCCCACUUGCUCUUUUGGAUACAAACUUGAGUUGUAAAACCCAAGAUCAUGUAACCCAUAAGUCAUCAUCUAUCCGAAAAAUACCCCAUCCCUUGUCUCAAGCUAGCUUGGGGAUCUACCAUCUGUUAUUAAUCAAGGCUCCUGAUAAUCAACGAAUGAUUAUCUAAUUCGGUGCUACUCCACUAAAAGCC
This is a messenger RNA of Gastrolobium bilobum, 3025 nucleotides long. RefSeq lists its product as uncharacterized. NCBI's taxonomy places the organism in Eukaryota, Viridiplantae, Streptophyta, Magnoliopsida, Fabales, Fabaceae. The coding region runs from base 558 to 2522 and encodes 654 amino acids. Gene Ontology annotation, molecular function: protein kinase binding. The record is from RefSeq and is a predicted model, not a curated record. The transcript has 6 exons. Gene Ontology annotation, cellular component: cytoplasm.